This is a messenger RNA of Arabidopsis arenosa, 1460 nucleotides long. Lineage: Eukaryota; Viridiplantae; Streptophyta; Magnoliopsida; Brassicales; Brassicaceae. The record is from the annotation of a GenBank genome assembly.
UUUAGCAAACAAUGUGUUUAAUUGAAAAAGGCACGUGAGACCACGUGAGUACAUGUUUUGGUUUCUUCUUCAUCGGUCCGAUCAGAGUGAGAAUUCGCCGGUCAGAGAAAAAUGGCGUCUGCGAUUUCUCUCCCUCUUGUGAACGGAGCAACGCCUUUGAAAUCGAAUCCGUCGCUCCAAAAAUCUAUGCUCACUCCACUCCAUCUUCGAACUAUCUCUUGUUCUAGGCUUUCUUACUCUUCCUCGAGUCGCGAAAUUUCUCUCAAAACUCAAUCUACUGUUCCUAUUUCGUGUAGGCGUAGGUUUGACUUAGUUCCUCGUUGCGGCAUUUCAUCUAACGAUUUUCCUACUGAGAAAAAGAAGAGCUUUGGCGAGUGGGUUGAGUUUGUAGGAGAGGCGGUUUCGACGGCGUUUCCGAUAUGGGUUUCUCUUGGAUGCUUGUUGGGACUGAUGAGACCAAGUACUUUCAAUUGGGUCACUCCAAAUUGGACCAUUGCAGGUCUUACGAUCACGAUGCUUGGAAUGGGAAUGACUUUGACCUUUGACGAUCUUCGUGGCGCUUUCUCGAUGCCCAAGGAGCUCUUCGCUGGCUUUGUGUUGCAAUACUCGAUAAUGCCACUAUCAGCAUUUUUUGUGAGUAAACUCUUAAAUUUGCCACCACAUUACGCUGCCGGUCUCAUAUUGGUUGGUUGCUGUCCAGGCGGUACGGCAAGUAAUAUUGUCACAUACAUUGCACGUGGAAAUGUUGCGCUAUCAGUGUUGAUGACAGCAGCUAGCACUGUUUCAGCUGUGAUUAUGACACCGCUUCUUACGGCGAAGCUUGCCAAGCAAUAUAUCACAGUAGAUGCUCUUGGAUUACUAAUGUCAACUCUACAGGUGGUUCUUCUCCCAGUGUUGGCUGGUGCAUUUCUGAACCAAUACUUUCAAAAGCUGGUGAAAUUUGUUUCUCCUGUGAUGCCUCCAAUUGCGGUUGGAACCGUUGCAAUUCUGUGUGGGUAUGCUAUCGGUCAGAACGCAUCUGCAAUACUCAUGUCUGGGAAACAAGUAGUCCUUGCUUCAUGUCUUCUUCACAUAUCUGGAUUUCUCUUUGGGUAUCUGUUUUCAAGAUUACUCGGAAUUGAUGUGGCAUCAUCGAGAACUAUCUCUAUCGAAGUUGGCAUGCAGAACUCGGUACUUGGAGUUGUUCUUGCGACACAGCAUUUUGGGAAUCCGCUCACUGCAGUACCGUGCGCUGUUUCUAGCGUCUGUCACUCAAUCCUCGGUAGUGCCUUGGCUGGAAUAUGGAGACGUAGUGCCCCAAAACAGCUUGAAGACUGAAAAGAAAGCAAAGGAAAGUUCAUGAAAAGUCUCUCACUGUUACUCAAACUGGACAUUUUUCAGGACCAUUUAGUUAAGUUUGUUGAACAAAUGAACAAAGGGUUAUGUCUUGUAAAGCUUUGGAAGAAAUUAUCUUGUUUUCU